Molecule: messenger RNA, 1416 nt
Organism: Exaiptasia diaphana
Lineage: Eukaryota; Metazoa; Cnidaria; Anthozoa; Actiniaria; Aiptasiidae
Product: transmembrane protein 249-like
Exons: 6
Coding region: 260-901 (213 amino acids)
Source: RefSeq, a predicted model, not a curated record
UAGCGCAUAAAUAAUUUGCGAAGAAUGUUUUGGGAAUUGCGCGCACAAAGCUUUCAUCUGUGACAAAGUUCCUUCUCGCRUAAAAUAUCUGGUAGGAACAGCGAGCAAAGCAUCCAUGGAACUUAUCGCGCACAAUGCAUUCUGGGAGGAGUGGUGCGCAAAGGAUUCUUGGAGCUGCGCGCAGAAUUAUAUUUGACAUUGUGCUUACGUCACAAUACAUUUCCUAAUUAGUUAAUUAGAUAUGUAGUCGUUCGCUAAGAUGGUGCUCUGGAAGGCCAUCAAAAAUCUUGAAAUUCUUGAGAAACCUGAAUCAAUAUUCAACAGAAGACUAAUAAAAAAUCCUUGCUAUCCGUUUAACAAAGACCACGAUGGAAAAUUCGUUCUCCAUCUUGACAGACGCCGCUGUUAUUAUGGUAUAUUUAUGUCUGUCGUUUGUGCUUUGAUUGUCACAGUGUGGCUGAUUGUAAGCGAGGCUGGGCAAUACUUGAUGUUUCCAAUUCUUAUCGGCUGUAUUUCUGCAUGGUUUGCCUUUGAAAACAAAGCCGAUCGGAUCUGUACGCUGGACAGCUUGUCUGGCUCGUAUACUGUGACUCUGGGAGGAAAACAUGUACAAGAGGGCGAAAUACGCAACGUUUACAUCAGACUGAAGGCACAGAAGCACGGUGCUGGACAUAAGUAUUACUACGUUGUAUUCAAUGGCUAUCACGUGACUGAACAGAAAGUGACGUCAUAUUCUAAAAAUGACAAGAGAUUACGCACUUUAGCAAAACGUUUAGCGGAGAAUCUCGACUUGAAUUACUUUGAUAUCAAAGCAAGCUCUAAAGAACAUGUUAUUCGACAUAGGCCAAAGCCUUCAGCAAGAGCUGAAGACGAAGUUGUUAAUAAUGGAUAUCCUGUUUAGAUUGUAUCCGCGAUUAUAUCACUAGUAUCUGCGAAUUCUGCGACUUCAUCACUUUCUUAUCAGUUUUGAAAUUUCUGUACAAAAUCAAAUAAAUAUAAACUAUAAAAUUGUACUGUUUGUAUACUAAACGUUUUGAGAACCAGAAGUGGUUACUGACAUUUUUUCUUGACAACUUCCUGUCCCCCCUCUGGUGACCUUAGCGGUGGGCCAAUUGAAUGUUUUGAUGUGACUUCAUAGCGUUAUAAGGAAAUAUGUUUAUGUAGACAUUGACAUUAUACCACACUAUGUAGCGAGUAAAGCUAAUUAGUUUUAAUAACAAUUAGAGCAGGAAAAAUAUAAUGACGACAGUCUUUCAUUUUAUAGCGCAACGGUUAAAUACAAAUGCUAUAAUUAUCAUUCUAUGAGGAAAAGGAACCAAGUGUAAAGCCUAAYAUGCAAUAAAUCAUCCGUGUUAUAAAUAUUGCUAUCUUAUUCCGCUUCAGUUGCACACUUAMUACAUCACUCUUAAUAUCAUA